UAGACUGGGUAAGAUGUACAGUACCAUUCCUUGUCAUUCAUUUCAUCUCUUAUUUGUGAAUGUGGAGCUGACAGUUGGCCCUGUUUUCCCUCGGGUAAAGAGACUGUAAACAGACUUUUCAUCUCAGUGCUGCUUUAGAGAACAUUUCUAGGGUUUAAAGCCGGAACUGCCCCUUUACAGUUUCCAGCAAGCCAGAACAGCGAGAUGGAGGUAGACGAGGUGGUGUGUUUGCCACGGUUGCACCGGGUCGCUGUGUGUGGCGGUACCCAUGGCAACGAGCUGUCUGGGGUGUACUUGGUGAGAGAGCUCCUGAAGGUGGAGAAGGGCGAGGAGAAGGAGCCUCUGCCAGCGCUGCUGGUGCUGUCCAACCCGCGGGCCAUGCAGCAGUGCCGCAGAUACAUCGACACCGACCUCAACCGCUGCUUCACCCACGCCACCCUCACUGGCCCCGUGUCAGAUGCUGCCCCCUAUGAGAUGAUCCGAUCCAGAGAACUUAACGCCAAGCUGGGUCCCAAAGGAAGUCCUGAGGCGGUGGAUCUGGUUUGCGACCUCCACAACACCACUGCCAACAUGGGCCUGUGCCUCAUCGCGUACUCUGACUGCGACUGGAUCAGCCUGCACAUAUUCAAACACCUGCAGCGGCAGAUGCCAGAUAUACCAAUGAGGUACAUCCACUUUGAUGUCUCCAAUAAAGAGUCUUAUUCCCUUGAUUCAGUUGGGAAACAUGGUUUUGCCAUGGAGAUCGGCCCGCAGCCCCACGGCGUGGUGAGGUCAAACAUCUAUACGGCGAUGAAAGUUGGCGUGCAGCACAUGCUCGAUUGGGUCCGUUUCUUCAACUCAGGUACUAUUUUCGAAGGAGGAUUUGUGGAUGUGUACACCAUGAUCAACCACAUCGACUACCCAAGAGACAGUGAGACUCACAACAUCACAGCAGCCAUUCAUCCUCAGCUCCAGGACCGAGACUUCUGUCUGCUCCACCCUGAAGACCCUCUUUUCCAAACUUUCUCAGGUGAAACUCUGAGGUAUAAAGGCAACGAACCUCUCUAUCCUUUCUUCAUCAAUGAAUGUGCUUAUUACGAGAAGGGCAUCGCUCUCUCCCUGGCGAGAAAAAGGCGUGUGGUGAUUCCUGCAGUCCGGGUGCAGGCGGAACAAGAGCAACAAGCUCACAACGAAGAGGAAUUCACAUCAGAGGAAGAAGAGUGAGGAUGGACUUUUAACACACGAUGAGACUGACGUGACUGUGAAAUAAAUUU
Messenger RNA from Centropristis striata (black sea bass), 1253 nucleotides. RefSeq names its product N-acyl-aromatic-L-amino acid amidohydrolase (carboxylate-forming) B-like. The coding region runs from base 205 to 1203 and encodes 332 amino acids. Gene Ontology annotation, molecular function: aminoacylase activity; hydrolase activity, acting on ester bonds. The record is from RefSeq and is a predicted model, not a curated record. Lineage: Eukaryota; Metazoa; Chordata; Actinopteri; Perciformes; Serranidae. The transcript is spliced from 7 exons.